Molecule: messenger RNA, 477 nt
Organism: Psylliodes chrysocephalus
Lineage: Eukaryota; Metazoa; Arthropoda; Insecta; Coleoptera; Chrysomelidae
Source: the annotation of a GenBank genome assembly
AUGACAGGUCACCAUACAAGCAAAAACUUGGCUAAUGAAAUAUCCAACAUUGCUAGGGAGUGGGAAAUAACUGACAAAAUUUUAUUGAUAGUUUCUGACAAUGCUUCUAAUAUAAAAGGUGCAAUUAUGAACGAAUUAAAUUUAAAACAUUUUGGUUGUUUCGCUCACACGUUGAAUUUAAUAGUUAAUCAUAGUUUAGAUAUCCCAGAGAUUUUAUCCCUACUAGCUAAAGUUAGGAAAGUAGUCGCUCAUUUUAAGAGAAGUGCUUUGGCAAACGAACAUAUAAUGAAAUACCAAGAAAAUAUGGGUAAUGCACCUUUAAAAGUUCUGCAAGAUGUUGCCACUAGGUGGAACUCCACUUACUAUAUGUUAGAACGUUUUUUGCUGUUAGAAAAUGCACUCAAGAGUACCAUAGCAAUUUUAAAUAAGGAUAUUCCUAUUUUGUCUGGAGAAGAAUGGAAAUAUGUAAGCAUCUAG